Messenger RNA from Synchiropus splendidus (mandarinfish), 1765 nucleotides. RefSeq names its product carboxypeptidase N, polypeptide 1 (gene cpn1). Bases 153 to 1496 code for a protein of 447 amino acids. The record is from RefSeq and is a predicted model, not a curated record. Gene Ontology annotation, molecular function: metallocarboxypeptidase activity; zinc ion binding. Gene Ontology annotation, biological process: proteolysis. The transcript has 9 exons. Lineage: Eukaryota; Metazoa; Chordata; Actinopteri; Syngnathiformes; Callionymidae.
GGCAGAGGUAGAGGGCACAGAAUAAAGAGGGGGAGAAGGAGAGUAAAGAAAACAGCAAACACUAUGUGUGGUGUGUAAAGCUACAAAUAGUCACCUUUGUAGAAGAAUCAACUGUUUUGGAAGCCUCCUCCUUUAAACCUAGACUGAGGACCAUGGAGCAGGGCUGGACUCUUCCUUGGCUGGCUGCCCUUAUGCUGGCUCUGCUAGGGUUGCCAGUGUUGGGUUCAGACUUCCAGCAUCACCGCUACGAAAUGAUGGUGCGUGCAUUGUUUGCUGUGCAGAGCGAAUGCCCGUACAUUACUCGUGUAUACAGCAUCGGCCGCAGUGUGGAAGGACGACAUCUCUACGUACUGGAGUUCAGUGACAACCCAGGGAUCCACCAAGCAUUGGAACCCGAGUUCAAGUAUGUGGGCAACAUGCAUGGCAAUGAAGUCCUUGGCCGUGAGCUGCUCAUCAAGUUCUCCCAGUUUUUGUGUGAGGAGUAUCGAGCUGGUAACCAGAGGAUCACAAGGCUUAUUCACGACACACGGAUCCACAUUCUUCCCUCCAUGAAUCCUGAUGGUUAUGAGGUUGCAGCUAACCAGGGUCCUGAGUUCAACGGCUAUCUAGUUGGCAGAGGGAAUUUCCACGACAUUGAUCUCAACCGUAACUUUCCAGACCUCAAUGCCCUCAUGUAUUACUAUGAAAAGACUAACGGACGCAAUCACCACCUGCCACUGCCGGACAACUGGGAGCAACAGGUGGAACCCGAGACCUUGGCUGUCAUCAAAUGGAUGCAGAACUACAAUUUUGUCUUGUCAGCAAACCUCCAUGGUGGAGCUGUGGUGGCCAACUACCCAUUCGACAAAUCAAGGGACCCCCGGAUUAGAGGGAGGACCACCUACGCAGCCACGGCAGAUGACAAGAUAUUCAGAAAUCUGGCAAGGACUUACUCGUACGCUCACAGUUGGAUGCACAAGGGCUGGAACUGCGGUGACUACUUUGAUGAAGGCAUCACCAAUGGAGCAAGCUGGUACUCUCUGUCCAAAGGUAUGCAGGACUUCAACUACUUACACACCAACUGUUUUGAGAUCACACUCGAGCUGAGCUGUGAUAAAUUCCCUCCUGAAUCUGCGCUGCCCAGAGAGUGGCUGGCCAACAGAGAAGCCUUGGUCUCAUACGUGGAACAGGUGCAUCACGGUAUAAAAGGCAUGGUGUAUGACGUCAACAACAAUCCCAUUGCCAAUGCAGAGAUUUCUGUUGCUGACAUCAACCAUGACGUCACCACAGGAUCUGAUGGGGACUACUUCCGCCUGCUGUUGCCGGGGACCUACACUGUAACAGCCUCUGCUGCAGGACACUUUCCUUCUACCAGCACUGUGACGGUGGGGCCAGCUGAGGCUACCCAGCUUAAUUUUUACUUGAAAGUUGCACCAAAACAGAACCUGAAAUCGAAGCACAACCAUAGCAAGAAAAACUUGUCUCCUAAGACUCACCUGAAGCUGGGUCCAAGAUGAGACCACAACAGGCACGCACGCACAGAUACACACUAACACACACACCACACUCAUUUAAAUACACAAUUGUUUUGGCUCAAACUAAAUAAAUAAAAAAAUAAACACGUCCACACUUAUAUAUUUGAUUCUGUAUUUGUUGUCUAAAUUACUGUUUUACCUUUAUGUGUUGCCCUCAUAGCAUAUUUAUGUGCUCCUGUUUACCAACUCAAUAACCAGUACUUGUUAAAACGUUUAUAAUUCUGAAUACGUGGAAAUAAAUGUUUUCCUUA